AAGGUAAUAAAUCUGAAAACCCACAACUUCAAUUUUCUGUUCUCAGAUUUAUCUCUGCUAAAAAUCUUACCUUUCAUCAUUUACAACAUUAUUUGUUUUUUCUUCAUAAUCUGACUGGAAACUGAGGGUUUUUUGAUUUGAACUGUAAUGCCUGGUUUCAAUCAAUGAUUCUUUCAGCUCCGAGUUAAGUUUUUGUUAAUGGGUUUUUUUAUUUGAUGUUAGAAAUCAAUAUUUAGGCUUGGAAAGUUUGGAUCUUUGGAUGUGGGAGCCUAGAUUUAGGGUUUGCAUUUGGUGUUUGUGUAAGGAUUUAAAUUGGGUUAGUUGAGCACCAUGGAUGGUGUUGGGGAAUCUUCUGAAUCUGGGAAUGGAGUGUCUAGUUCUCAAUCUAAGAAAAAUGGGUCUUUUGGUGAAGAUGAUAGUGAUAGGUGCCCUAAGCAAGUGUCACCUGUUAGGGGCGGUGGGUCGAGGAAUACAAGUCCAUUGGGUCGUGUAGGAUCAAGGAACACUAGCCCUUCGAGGCAGAAAGUUAUUAAGACCAAACCGCGCGGGUUAGAUGAGGAAACAGCUGCUACAUUUGGUAAAGCAGUCCACCCUGAUGUUCAAAUGGAAGAUAGUAUAUGGGCAAUGUUGCCCGAAGACUUGUUGAAUGAGAUUUUAGCUAGGGUUCCUCCAUUUAUGAUCUUUCGUCUACGUUCUGUUUGUAAACGUUGGAAUUCUAUUCUUCAAGAUUGUAGUUUUCUCAAAUUUCACUCACAAGUGCCAUCUCAUGGGCCUUGUCUUCUUACAUUUUGGAGGAACUCUCAGACCCCACAAUGCUCGGUCUUCAGCUUGCCGUUGAAAACGUGGUAUAGGAUUCCGUUCAUGUUUCUGCCUCCAUGGGCAUUCUGGUUGGUUGGUUCUUCAGGUGGUCUUGUUUGCUUUUCUGGGCUUGAUGGGCUAACUUUCAAAACUCUAGUUUGUAAUCCCCUCACACAAACUUGGAGGACGUUGCCGACUAUGCAUUAUAAUCAGCAAAGGCAACUGAUAAUGGUUGUUGAUAGGACAGACCGAUCGUUUAAAGUUAUAGCCACUAGUGAUAUAUAUGGUGACAAAUCUUUACCCACCGAAGUAUAUGAUUCGAAGCUCAACAUUUGGUCACUUCACCAGGUAAUGCCUGCAGUCAAUCUUUGCUCCUCAAAGAUGGCAUAUUGUGAUUCCAAAUUGUACUUGGAAACCCUUUCACCACUUGGUCUAAUGAUGUAUCGGCUGGAUACUGGCUACUGGGAACACAUUCCAGCCAAGUUCCCACGGUCAUUGUUGGAUGGGUAUUUAGUUGCUGGAACCCAGAAGCGUUUGUUUCUAGUUGGAAGGAUUGGCCUUUAUAGUACACUUCAGAGUAUGAGAAUUUGGGAAUUGGAUCAUGUAAAAAUCAUGUGGGUGGAGAUUAGCAGGAUGCCACCAAAGUAUUUUCGAGCUUUGUUGAGGUUAUCAGCUGAGAGGUUUGAGUGCUUUGGUCAGGACAAUUUAAUUUGCUUCACUUCUUGGAACCAAGGGAAGGGCCUUCUAUAUGAUGUGGAUAAGAAGGUUUGGUCAUGGAUUGCUGGCUGUGCCCUUCAGUCAUACAAUAGUCAAGUUUGUUUCUAUGAGCCAAGAUUUGAUGCUUCUAUCUACUGAGGAGGAAAUUUUGCUAUGUGGUGUUAAUUUUUAUUUUAUUUAUUUUGAGGGUGAGCAUCCUCGUUCGGCAUCUUCUCUAAUUUCUUCUGCACAACCAAGAGGAAGGUUCUUCAUACUAAGCUGGUCAGUUCAUCAUUGAAUUUCUUUCAGCUUUUCAUGCCAUAUCAGUAAUGAAGAUGCAUCUGAAGAAACCAGUUUCGUUGGCAAGAUUUUGACAAUUCAAGGGUGAUAGUGCCAGGACUUUGUAAUGUACAAUAAUCGAGUAUGGUUUUAACUCAAGGGCUGGGCUUGUUAAGGAAGUAAAUGGAUGGUGACAUCUAGGGAUGGAUCGCAAGUGGGCAAUUUUCUGUUCCAACUCCUGUAAGAUAUUUAAAAUUGAUUUGUACAUGCCAGCUACAUAUCUUAGACUCUUAAUACUAUGUUGCUCAUUAAUUUACUAUACAA
Messenger RNA from Quercus robur (English oak), 2097 nucleotides. Its product is annotated as F-box/kelch-repeat protein At5g15710. Gene Ontology annotation, molecular function: protein binding. Bases 331 to 1653 code for a protein of 440 amino acids. The transcript has a single exon. NCBI's taxonomy places the organism in Eukaryota, Viridiplantae, Streptophyta, Magnoliopsida, Fagales, Fagaceae. The record is from RefSeq and is a predicted model, not a curated record.